CCUCUUGCAAAUACCCUUUUCUUUUCAGCUCUCUUUCUCUCACUAAACCCACAGUUUUUUCCACAAACACACACACACAACCAACCCAUCUCUCAUCUCUCUCUUCCCAUCUCUCUCUCUCUCUCUCUCUCUCUCUCUCGAGUCUUAAGAGUGUGUUGUUUGUGCCAGUGGCUAUACAAGCUAUGGACAAACGUCCCCGGAAUCAAGCCAAGACCACCACUAGUAGUACCACUUCUGAAGAAGUAAGUAGCAUAGAGUGGGAGUUCAUAAAAAUGACUUCACAAGAGGAAGAUAUCAUCAACAGGAUGUACAGACUAGUUGGAGACAGGUGGGAUUUAAUAGCAGGUCGAGUUCCAGGGCGUAAAGCAGAAGAAAUAGAGAGGUUUUGGAUAAUGAGACAUGCCAAAAACAAGCCACCAUAGUCCUCUCCAACAAACUUCAUCACAGCUUUUACUUAUUUCUUUUUUUCCUUUUUUUCCCCUUCAUUAGUUGCUUUAGUUUCUUAUUGUAUCAAAUUUAAUUACUCAAUUUAUAAACUUUGUCCAAAUAUUUGAAGCUUGCUAUAUAUAUAUAUAUAUAUGAAACUUAUUUUCUAA
Messenger RNA from Camellia sinensis, 596 nucleotides. RefSeq lists its product as uncharacterized. Lineage: Eukaryota; Viridiplantae; Streptophyta; Magnoliopsida; Ericales; Theaceae. Gene Ontology annotation, molecular function: transcription cis-regulatory region binding. Gene Ontology annotation, biological process: regulation of DNA-templated transcription; cell differentiation. The record is from RefSeq and is a predicted model, not a curated record. Gene Ontology annotation, cellular component: nucleus.